ACCGAGCGGAGGAGUAACUCGAGUUGUUGUGUUCCCUCGUUAAUUAUUCACAGCUUUUUCAUAGUUUUCGCUUCAUUUUUGUCUCCCUAUUGUGACGGAAGCGAUAUUUUUCUCGAUAGUCCUAGAUCCGAAAACGGAACGAUGAUAGGACAACGAGAAAUAAUACCAGUCUUCUUGUUAAUUCUUCUCUCCGUCGCCGCAUUAUUUAACUUAACCAACGCCGGUGGACACGGACACGAACAUAGUCACGUGGUAAUCCACGUGCCGUACCAUAUCAAGAAGAUCCAACACACGCACACAAUCACGAAACACAUACAUCAUGGCGGCGGCGGCGGCGGCGAUAGUUAUGAAGUACUCGGAUACACCUAUGGUCAUCCCAUUUCCCUUGGAGGUCACGACGGAGGCGGCGAUGGUGGUCACGAUUUCGGAGGUGGCGGCGGUGGUCAUGAUUUCGGAGGUGGUGGCGGUGGAGGCCACCUAGAACUAAGCCAUGGAGGUGGAGGUGGAUUUGGCGGCGGCGACUGGGGAGGACAUUAGAAAUAUUCUCGAGUGAAUUAUUGAUAACUUUUAAGGAACGUUAAAAUUAGCUUUAAAGUAGUCGGCAUGAUAACCUUUUGAAACAUAUGGAAUGUUUUUCAUCCCGGUUUUCCGCUGAUAACGCUAGUUUUUGUACAUUAUUUCUAUCAUAACAUUAUUUCUAUCAAUGUCGCAUUGCACUCAUUUGCUAUAACAACGAUAUUAUUCAAAAAUUGUUUUGACUUACAAAAAACCGGAAUGUAAAGAAAGAGAAGAAUAUACUUUUAUUUCUCCAGAAUCAAU
Messenger RNA from Atta colombica, 819 nucleotides. RefSeq names its product glycine-rich protein DOT1-like. Lineage: Eukaryota; Metazoa; Arthropoda; Insecta; Hymenoptera; Formicidae. Bases 142 to 537 code for a protein of 131 amino acids. The record is from RefSeq and is a predicted model, not a curated record. The transcript has 3 exons.